Messenger RNA from Gallus gallus (chicken), 3079 nucleotides. RefSeq names its product YjeF N-terminal domain containing 3 (gene YJEFN3). Gene Ontology annotation, cellular component: mitochondrion. The transcript is spliced from 5 exons. The coding region runs from base 1474 to 2442 and encodes 322 amino acids. Gene Ontology annotation, molecular function: NAD(P)HX epimerase activity. Lineage: Eukaryota; Metazoa; Chordata; Aves; Galliformes; Phasianidae. The record is from RefSeq and is a predicted model, not a curated record.
GGUAUCAACGCGGGACACGGAGGGGGAGGCGGAGGAGGGGAGCAGAGCCGCAGGGUGCAGCCUAUGCCCCGUGGGGCUCAACUCAUUCCUCGCUGCCGAGGAGGGGUCCCGGAGCGCGGAGUGUGGGCAGGCGGCGAUGCCUGGGGCUGCUCUCGGCCGUUCGCACCUCCCCCUCCUCCUUCUCCCCCCGGUGGGGUCCUGGCCGCCUCCAGCCCCGGUCCCAGCGGGAGGCACCGGGCCGUGCUGGGCUCUGCCGGUCCCGAGCCGGGAUGUGAGCGGCGCCCGCGCCCCGCGCUGCCCCCCCCCGGUCCUACAGCGAACGCGGAGCGCGAAGUCCGCAGCCGGAGGGGAUGUGAGUGCGGGACUGCCGCUCCCCGGGCGGGCGCUGAGCCGGGAACACGGAGCCCCGCGUGUCCCCCCCCGGGGACGGUGCCAAAGCAUCGGGACCGAGCCUGGGCCGGGGCCCAGGAUGCUUUGCCAGCAGCAAUUACGGGUAAUGUUCUCCCCUGGAUCCAAAGCGCGGAUUUUUGUCAGAACUUCGCCUUCUGUUCAGUGAGCGCCAACACAGCUGCGGUGGGGCCAACCCCCGGGGGCUGCUGCUGCCAACGCGGGGCGGGGGGGGGACCCCGGGGCUCGGUCUGUCCCUGCGCCCCCCGGUUUGCCUGCAGCGCCUCGCUGUGGGGCCGGGGCCGGGCUGGGGCUCACUAGAGGGCACCAAAGGAUUGGGGACGGGAUGGGAUGGAACAGGGCAGGAUAGGACGGGGUGGGAUGCGUUGAGGGUUGGACAGGACGGACGGGGCACUGAGGGCUUAUGGGGUCUGAGGGAAUCCUGGGCUGUAGGUGUCUAUGGGGUCAACCAGCACCCCGGGGGCAUGGGUUAAUGGGAUCUGGCAGGGUGGAUGGGGAUGGGGUCUGCAGAGUCUAUGGGAUCUGCCGGAAUGACCACCGUGUGUCACACCUGUAGGGUCUGUGGGGUCUCGUCAGACAUCCAGGGGUUGGCUGUGAGGUCUGUGGGGUCAGCCUGGCUGGUGUGAGGCCCCCGGCACCAUAUGCCCAGCAGGACCCCCUCCUGCCCCUCCAGCUCCCAGGGGUGGCUGCACCACACCGCUGUCCCCUCCCAAAGCUGUACCACUUAAGGUGUGGGGGAUGCACACACUCAGCAUCGGCGCUCCGGGUCCCAUUGCAGACCCACCGCGCGCCCCACAGCUCCGGGUCCCCCGAUCCCACAGCACCCACGGGUGUUGGCGCAGCGCAGUGCUGGCGCUCCAUGGGAUCUCACCCCGCAGCCCCGGAGCUGACAUCGGUCCUCCCAGGGCUCGGAUUUCUCUGUCCCUUCAAUAACAAAAGCAACGGCGGCGCGUUGGAAACGGCACAUGUUGUUCCCAUCCGCGGCGCAGGUGAGCCAACAGAUGUGAGCAAUUAUGGUCCAAUUCCGAAGCUCCCAGCCCUGCCAGCUCCCGGGCUCGGCAGCGGAUGAACAACCGCAGCAUUGUUCAGCUUUAUAUAACAGCCCAAUCGUUCAGCCCGGGGCCGCUGCCAGGGCCGUGCCUCGCACGAAAGGCGACCGCGACCCCGCGCCGCGCGUGCCCGAGCCCUGCGCUGCCUUUGCUCAUCCUGCCCCGAUCCCCCUCCAACCGUGGGCGCCCCCUGCCCCGAAACGGCGGCGAUGUCCCCUCUGCGGUGCCCCGUCGGCUGGGGACGGAGUGGGGUUGGCGGGGGUCUCACGGCUGCCCGCUGCCCCGCAGCAAAGCGGAGGCGGAGGCCAUCGAGAAGGAGCUGCUGGAGGACUACCGCUUCGGGCGGCAGCAGCUGAUCGAGAUGUGGGGACACGCCUGUGCCGUGGCCGUCACCAAGGCCUUCCCACUGCCAUCCCUCCCACGGAAACAGCCCACAGUGCUGGUGGUGUGCGGCCCUGCGCAGAACGGGGCCAUUGGGCUGGUGUGUGCACGGCACCUGCGUGUCUUUGACUAUGAGCCCACCAUCUUCUACCCCAAACGCUCCCUGGACCCCCUGUACCGGGACUUCACCACUCAGUGUGAGAAGAUGGACAUCCCCUUCCUGUCGUACCUCCCCACCGAGGUGCAGCUGAUCAAUGAUGCCUACAAUGCGGUGGUGGAUGCAGUGCUGGGGGCUGAGGCGGAGCUGGGUGAGGGCAGGGGGCCGUGUGCCGGCAUCCUUGCCACCCUAAAACACGUCCGCAUCCCCAUCGUCAGCCUGGACGUGCCCUCAGGGUGGGAUGUGGAGGCGGGCAGCAGUGGUGGGAUCAGCCCCGACGUGUUGGUGUCGCUGAUGGCCCCCAAGCAGUGCGCCCGCCGCUUCCUGGGCCGCCAGCACUUUGUGGCCGGCCGCUUCGUGCCCUACGACGUGCAGAAGAAGUUUGAGCUCAACCCACCCGACUACCCGGGCACUGAGUGUGUGGUGGCCCUGCGUGCCCCGCAAUAAAGUGCUGGGACUGCUGGUUUGGUGUCUGCGUGGGGUGGGCUCCGUUGGCCCCGUUGGUAUCCGUGGGGCGUUGUCCCCGUGGAGUGGUGCCGCUUCGGGUGCAGCCCCCUGGUAUGGGGCUAACAACCCCAGGCUUUGAUGAAGGGUGAGGAUUAAUGGUGAGCUCUCUGUGCCAGCUGAUGGGGAGAGGGCGUCCGCAGCCCCAGAAUGAUGUGGGGAUUGGGUGGUCCCAGAAGUCCCGCUUCCAGGAGCCUGAAUGUGGGGACCUGGAGAUGGGGCCGCAGUUUGGGGUGAUGCCUCCACUCCCCCUUUUGCUGGGGGCUCCCCUCCUGCCCCGGGGGGUGCUGGGGGCCGUGGGCGCAGUGAGUUGCUCGCGGUCUCAGCUGACAGCGGCACACGUGGCCCAGGUCACAGCAUGGGCACCCACCAGCCGUGCCCAUCCACAGCAGUGCCAGGCAGCGCUGGCACCCCGACCCUGACCGCAUGAGCUCAGAGGAAGGGCCUUUUUCAUCUUUUUUCCCCUUCCCUCCCAGCUGCAUUCCCGAGUGCAUCCAAUUUUAGCAGCUUUGCAAAACAAGCCCUCAAGUUUCCCGGGUUGGAGCGGCGCGUGGCAGCGCGCGGUCGGCUCACGGGGAGG